Messenger RNA from Fonsecaea multimorphosa CBS 102226, 1596 nucleotides. RefSeq lists its product as uncharacterized. Gene Ontology annotation, cellular component: nucleolus. The transcript is spliced from 2 exons. The record is from RefSeq and is a predicted model, not a curated record. Lineage: Eukaryota; Fungi; Ascomycota; Eurotiomycetes; Chaetothyriales; Herpotrichiellaceae. The coding region runs from base 1 to 1596 and encodes 531 amino acids. Gene Ontology annotation, molecular function: methyltransferase activity. Gene Ontology annotation, biological process: rRNA base methylation.
AUGUCUCUAUAUUACGAUGCGGCAACCGUGCUUACGACAACUGCCCAAGAGGGAUCUUUGAAGUCUCGAAUCUACGGGAACAAGCUGGGCCUCAGAUCCAAGCCGGCACACAUUUAUGCACUCAUUUCGGAGACUGCAAAGUACGACCAGUUCAUCAAAGAAGUCGUCGAUAAUGCCGGCUUACUGGCUCAAGAACAAAAGUUGACACCACUGCUUUCCUUGCUUCUUGUCCACGACCAUUUCUUCUCGAAGAAUGGUCUUGCAGCACCAUCUGCACAUCCUCUUCGACAAGCGAUCGAUAGAAACAAAACAAGGCUGCAAGCGGAAUUCACCAAGGCCAGGUUGCGGAGAAGAUGCACUACGUUGGACGAGCUGCGAAGAAGUCUUUUGGCGGAAAGCCCGCGAGUAUACCGCUCUCAGCCAAGGUGGGUUCGCAUCAACACCUUGAAGACUAGCCUCGCACAAGAGCUUGCUACCACAUUUGAGGGAUACCAGUCUGUUGCCACCAUUACGGAAGUGACCAAUGCCUUCGCUACGGAAAAGGUUCUGGCCAUUGAUCGGCACGUUCCAAAUCUAGUCGCUCUACCUCCGGAGGCAGACGUGACAAAAACACAAGCUUACAAAGCGGGAGAGCUCAUUCUGCAAGACAAGGCUUCGUGCUUCCCUGCAUACAUGCUCGUCGGAGAAAGGGAAAGCAGUCCUGAUAUCGGUGACUGCAUAGAUGCCUGUGCUGCGCCAGGAAAUAAGACUUCUCAUCUCGCCGCGCUGCUUGCUGAAAAUGGCAAGACAGAAAGCAAGUUGUUUGCUUGUGAGCGGGAUUCGCAUCGGUCGAAGACAUUAUUCUCUAUGAUGCAGAAGAGUGGGUCAGAGGCUGUCACGGUUCAGCCAAGUUGUGACUUUUUGACUCUCAGUCCUCGGGAUGUCAAGUACAAGAGAGUCACGCAUCUUCUCCUGGACCCGAGCUGCUCCGGCAGUGGCAUCGUUGGGCGCGAAGAUGUUCCUUCCCUAACGCUACCUGUUGAUCCAAGAUCCGAGAAGACACAUCCUAGCACCUCUCAAAAGACCUCGAGGAAAAGGAAAAGAGAGCAUGAUUCCAAUGAGGCUAUGAACAAUACAAGUGAAGCCGAAGAAACGAAAGAAGUCGCAUUGGAUAGCACUAGACUGCUGAAAUUAUCCAAUUUGCAGACAAUGAUUGUCGAACACGCUCUUUCUUUCCCUGCCGCCGUCCGAGUUACUUAUUCGACCUGUUCAAUCCACGUGGAGGAAAACGAAGCCGUCGUGUCCCGAGUGCUACAAUCUGCGGCUGCGAAGGAAGGGAGGUGGCGGCUGUUACGGAGGGAAGAACAAGCUUGUGGGAUGCGUGGAUGGGCGCAUCGCGGUAUUGCUGUGACGGACGGGGUCGCGAGCCGUCUUUCAGCUUUGAGUGAAGAGGAUCGUGAAGCAUGCAUUCGGUGCCAUCCAGGAGAUGACGAAGGGACCAUGGGAUUCUUCGUCUGCUGUUUCGUCCGUUCGCCGCUGGAAACGACACCGCAGAGCACUGGUGAGGCUGGCGAGACGCAGGACGGACAGGAGAGCUGGGAAGGCUUUAGCGACUAG